AAUUGUUCUCUCUCUCUCUCUCUCUCUCUCUUCCCACACACAGACACACACACACACAAUGCACACACGUAUAAAAGGGGAACUCUCAAAGCGUCUAAUAGUCAUUCUCUUCGACGCAACCGGCAAUUUUACAACACCCAACAUGAAAAUAGUCAUUCUCACCUGCCUGUUAUCCCUGGCCCUUGGCAUGCCCCAAUUCCUAACACCUGAGGAGCUGAACAUUGUCGAAACCCUUCGGGAUGCUCGUUCAGAUGAGGGAGAUGGGAAUUUCGCUUACGAAUUCGAGACGGCGAACGGAAUCUUGGUUUCAGCUGCUGGAACUCCAGGGGAGGAAGGGCAGAGCAACAUUGAGGGUUCAUACAGGUUCCCCAUGGGUGACGGAAGGGUCCUGGAAGUAACAUACACUGCAGACGAACGAGGAUACAGGCCUUCAACCAGGAUCCUUGAUGCUUAGAAGUACUGGAAAUUGCUGGAUCAAAAUGCAAAAACACAUAAUUGCAAACACAUGUAUAAUAAAAAUUAUACUUCUGAAAUUAAAAUGUACUUAAAACACAAAAACACACGACUGCACCAUGUAAAAUAAAAAUCAUAUUCCUGAAAUUAAAAUGCACCUAUUUUAAAAGCUACGAGGUAUGAAAUUCUUAUCUAUUUUCUUCAGUAAAAUAUUAAAAUGCACAUAAAUUGUCCUACCACAUCUUGCUUUCAUGCCUGAAUACCUGUACAUCUCAUAGUACUACUUCAAAUUAUUAUUCAUUUACAAAAGGAAUACAUACCUUUAGUUAGAUUUUACCUAAUACAUUAAAGCUUCAUAUCUAUACUUAUUCAGUACUGUAUACACACUGAAAAUGCUGAAGAUCUGACAAUAUAUUUUCAAAUACCUGACAUUCACUGUUGUCUAGAAAAAGCACAGAGAAUGGAAUAACAAGCACACUUUUAAGCACCCAAAACUUGGGUCAUCCUACACUUGGUACUUCAAGGACAGAAAAUUAUUAACACCAAGAAAAUACCUAAUAGUAUGAAGCAUGAAGAAAUAAACAUAUAUCCUCCAA
Messenger RNA from Macrobrachium nipponense, 1049 nucleotides. Its product is annotated as cuticle protein AMP4-like. The transcript has 3 exons. The coding region runs from base 59 to 454 and encodes 131 amino acids. The record is from RefSeq and is a predicted model, not a curated record. Lineage: Eukaryota; Metazoa; Arthropoda; Malacostraca; Decapoda; Palaemonidae.